UUGGCCCUGCCUGACGGUUCGCUGUGUUCCCCCCUCCCCCACCAGCCGUGCUCCUGUUUCACUCAAAGAUGGCGUCGGCUCUAGAACCCCUGGUCUUUGGCUGCAUUUUUUAGGCUUGUUGUUGUCUCCGUUUCGCACUGUUUUGGCACCUUCUCCUCGGCGGCUCGACACGAAAUCCCGGCUAUGUCAGCUACCGAAGCGCAAUAGGCAGGUGAUCAGUUGUGGUUGCUCCCUGGGGUGAGAUAUCUCUUCCGUCCCAGAGCUGUGAAGCUCAGACUGCUGGAAGAGUAAAAGACAGCGAGAGCAAAGUAAAGACGAGGACACGUGGGUGCAGGAUAAAAAAAAGUCACCAUCUUGUGGAAUGUUAUAAUCUUCAGAAAACAUUUACUGUGUUGCCCUCACCAUAAUCAUUGAAACACAAAUUUCUUGGAGACCAUGAUCGUCGUUCACAACUCGCAUUGAGAAUUGGCUAGUUUGCCAGUGGCAGGAAACUGACUGAGCAGUUUUUAUUGUCCGUGUAUAGGUACUUUGCGACAGGCAAAGUGGGAAACGCCUUAUUUUUUUGAAGGCCCUUGUUAUUGUCAACAUCUACUCUACCCUACGUUGUGUGCAUUGGGAGUUUAAGUUGAGAACAGACCUGCUACUUCCUCCACUCCCCCUGCUUCUCGCCAGGGACCUUCACCUGGCUGGGAGUGGGUGGUGGGUGGACUGCAUUUUACCAGGUGGAGUGUUGGCUCAGGGGGUUUGUGCUAUGGUCAGCUGCUCAUUACCGUGCUGCUCAUACUCAGCUUCUGAGGGACUCUCUGUGCGACCCCAGGACAAGGGAUAAUACGCAGGCAGGGGGCAAAGAACAGGAGGCGGCGCUACGGCGCAGGCCAGGUGUUUCCUUGGCUUACAGUCCCUUUUUGUGUGUGUGGUCAUUGCGGUAAGGCCUCAGGGCCCCCGUGCCCACCCAGACCGCAGCCAUGGUGAAACUGGCCAACCCAAUGUACACCCAAUGGAUCCUAGAGGCCAUCAAGAAGGUGAAGAAGCAAAAGCAGAGACCAUCAGAGGAGCGCAUUUGCAAUGCGGUCUCCAUGUCCCAUGGUCUGGACCGCAAAACGGUUCUGGAGCAGUUAGAGCUCAGCGUCAAGGAUGGUACCAUCCUCAAGGUCACCAACAAAGGUCUAAACUCCUACAAGGACCCUGACAACCCAGGGCGCUUGGCUCUGCCCAAGCCCAAAGGUAGUGGCAGCUCUGGAGUAGGAGGUGGAAGUGGUGGUGGAGGAGGAGGUGGAAGUGGAGGAGGAGGAGGAGGAGGAAGUGGUGGUGGAGGAGGAGGAGGAGGAGGAGGAGGAGGAGGAGGCGGCGGCAGCAGCAGCAGCAGCUCUCACUCCCAUUCGGGGAAGAAACCGGGACUCGACUGGAACAAGUUGAUCAAACGGGCGCUGGAGGGGCUCCAUGAGCCCGGCGGCUCCAGCUUAAAGAACAUUGAGCGCUUUCUCAAGUGCCAGGCUGAUGUGGCAGCCUACUUGUCGGGCAGCGGCUCCAUGGGGCCCGGCCUCUUCCACCAGCAGCUGAGGGUGGCCCUGAAGAGGGCCGUGGCUCAUGGACGCGUGGCCAAGCAGGGUCCUCUGUUCCAGCUCAUCAGCCGCAGCAGCUCCCUGGAUGACGGCACUGGGACGGUGUCUCUGGAAUCGCUACCACCUGUCCGCUUGCUGCCCCAUGAGAAAGACAAGCCGGUGGCAGAGCCCAUCCCCAUCUGCAGCUUCUGCCUGGGCACCAAGGAGCAGAAUCGCGAUAAGAGGCCCGAGGAGCUCAUCUCCUGCGCCGACUGUGGCAAUAGUGGCCACCCGUCCUGUCUCAAGUUCUCCCCAGAGCUCACAGCGCGAGUCAAGGCUCUGUGGUGGCAGUGCAUCGAAUGCAAGACUUGCAGCAGCUGUCAGGAUCAAGGAAAGAAUGCGGACAACAUGUUGUUCUGUGACUCCUGUGACCGGGGCUUCCACAUGGAGUGCUGUGAUCCUCCCCUCACGCGGAUGCCAAAAGGCAUGUGGAUUUGUCAAAUCUGCCAACCCAGGAAAAAGGGAAAGAAGCUUUUACACGAAAAGGCAGCACAAAUCAAACGGCGCUACAACGCGCCGCUGGGCCGGCCCAAGAACAGGCCGGGGCGGCCCUUCAAGAAGCUGGGCGGGCGUGGUCGACGGAAGCGCUCUGCCUCGGCCAACUCAUCCUCCAGCUCCUCCUGCGAGGGUUACCCUGGUGACGACCGGCUGCUUUUUUCGAUGCGGGACGAUGACGACGACACGUCACAGGGCAGCCUGCGCUUCAACAACAAGACAAAGGGCCUCAUCGACGCCCUCACAAAGUUCUUCACGCCGUCGCCUGAGGGCCGCAAGGCCCGGCAGGAAGUAGUGGACUAUUCACAGCAGUGCCGCAUCCGAAAGAAGGCCAGUCGCAAAGGAGAAGGAGAUGACAGAGGAGACAAUCAGGAAGGCAGCGACUGGCGUGACGAAGAUGAGAAACUGCCCGGCCACGAGAACCUGACGGAAAAAGACAUUGAACUGUUCAGACACAUCCAGGAGCUGGCGCUGCAGAAAGUCGGGGUGACGGGUCCACCGGACCCUCAGAUGCGCUGUCCGUCAGUUAUCGAAUUUGGCAAGUUUGAAAUCCAGACGUGGUAUUCCUCUCCCUACCCCCAGGAGUACAGCAGACUACCCAAGCUCUACUUAUGUGAGUUCUGCCUGCGCUACAUGAAGAGUCGCAGCAUCCUCUACCAGCACAUGAAGAAGUGCAACUGGUUCCACCCCCCUGCUAACGAGAUCUACAGGAAGGACGAUGUCUCUGUAUACGAGGUUGAUGGGAAUGUGAGCACAAUCUACUGUCAGAACCUGUGUCUGCUGGCCAAGCUGUUCCUGGACCACAAGACCCUCUACUACGACGUGGAGCCCUUCCUUUUCUACGUCCUGACCCAGAACGACGGCAAAGGUUGCCACCUCGUCGGCUACUUCUCCAAGGAGAAGCACUGUCAACAGAAAUACAACGUGUCAUGCAUCAUGAUUCUUCCACAGUACCAGCGCAGGGGCUACGGACGCUUUCUCAUCGACUUCAGCUACUUAUUGUCCAAGCGCGAGGGCCAGCCGGGAUCUCCAGAGAAGCCUCUGUCGGACCUAGGCCGACUGUCCUACAUGGCCUACUGGCGCAGCGUGGUGCUGGAGUGUCUCCACGAGGUCCGCGAUCGGCAGAUCACCAUACGACAGCUUAGCAAACUGACUGGCAUCUGCCCGCAGGACAUCACCACCACCCUGCACAGCCUCAACAUGCUGGAGCAGCGAGGAGACAGGCUGGUCCUGGUGCGAAGGGAGAAGUUGGUGUCUAACCACAUGGCUCGUCUCAACGCCCGGCCGCGGCAGCUGGACGUCGACCCCGAGUGCCUCCGCUGGACUCCCGUCAUUGUAACCAACACGGUGGUCUCUGAUGCCGACGCGGAUGACAACGACGACGAUGAGGAGGACGAAGAACCAGAGGAAGACAACCGCAAGGAGAUCAAACCAAGUCACAGGGUCCCGCCAAUGUCCUGGCACAUGCGCCAAGGGAAGAAGAGGGACGAGGACGAGGAGGUAGAAGAGGAAAGAAAGAGCUUCCUGGGGUUUCCCAUUAGCCAAAGCUCUCCAACUUCGCCUCCCAUUCGCUGUCCACCCUCUGUCCCAGAGCCACCGCGUCCCCCUCCCCCAACAAAUGGAGAACGCCGACCGCGAGGGCGCCCACCCAAAAACUGGCCUUGGGGCAAGGUGAAAGACAACACGCGGGUGGGACGGCCACCCAAGAUCCGCCCCGUGGAGGACGAGGAUGACGAGGAGAGAACGGAAGGAGGAAAAACCACGGGCUCCGCCUGCAGCCCCCCCUCCCUUUUCUCCUUGGACAGACAUGCAGAAUCCACAGCCUUUCACUCCCUGGACAUGGCCAGGCACCCCUCCAUAACCCCUACACGAAGAGGGCGGCCCCCAAGGAAAAAGAGAGGCCCUAAACCCAGAUUGAUGGAAGGGCCCGGAGAGGGGCUGGCGCAGCUAUCUGUGGUUUCCAGGUUGAAUGAGUCUCUGCCUGUCAGGAAGAGCUGCUUCAGUGAAAGCAGUGAAGAAGAGGAGGAUGAUGACGAUGACGAAGAUAAUGAAGAGAGGAGGGCAUGCUCCCCACCCAUCCUUACCAAGCCUGCCAUGGGGCUUAAAUGCAAGAAGCCACUGAGGAAGCGUCGCUUUCGCCAGCGGAGCCACCCUCACAGCAGCGUGGUGACCGAGACGAUUUCUGAGACCACCGAAGUGUUGGACGAGCCCUUUGUCGACUCCGACUCGGAGAGGCCUAUGCCCAGGCUGGAGGAGGAGACGCCCCUGGGCCACCCACUACACCGCUACCCCCCGGCCCGCUCUGCUCUGAGGUUGUCUGACCCAGCGCCCAAAAGGGGCCGGCACUCCAACCUCACAGAUUCAGAGGAAGACGAGCUAACGCCCGUGCUGAAGCCCGUGGCUGCUCUGCCAGCAACUCCAUCCGAGAGCCUAGCGGCCAACCCCGAGGUCCCGGUCAAGAAGAAGAAAGGCUGGCCAAAGGGAAAGAGCCGCAAACCCCUGCACUGGAAGCAACAAGGACCUGGAAAACCCCCUGGUGGUGGACCAGCCGCAGAUAGCCAGGCCCAGGAUCCGCCACCCCCUAAAAUCAAGAUGAAGCCUGGCCGCAAGCCCCGGAGCUGGUACCUGCAGCGGGCCCAGGAGGAGGCGGAGCGGCAGGAGCAGGAAAGACAGAGACUGUUGGAGCAGCAGCUGGACAAGGAUCCUCAGCUGCUCCAGACGGACGACCGCAACAGCAAGCGAGUCUGCAGAACCAGCGUUGACCGAGACUGCAAGCCGAAAGACUCUGACGAAGAAGAUGACUAUCUCCCUAAGCCUGUUGAGCAGAAGGUGCCCAGGAGGCGAGGGAGACCGCCCAAGAACCGCGCCCUCCUCCAGCCGCCACAGCCUGCCCCCAAACCCCCUCCCACCUCUGAGCCCGAGGAGGAAGAGGACGAGGAGCCUGGAAGGGCCUGGGAGGAAGACAAACCCAGCCGCCCACCGUCCCGUACCCUGCUGCUGCCCCCUUCGUCCUCCUCUUCCACCUCAGGGCCCCGGGCCCGACCGCCCCGGCCUCAGGACACAGAUAUGGGCGACAGGGAAGAGGACGAUGACGACGAGGAGAGGGAGGAAGAGGGAUGUGGCAGUGUCGGCGGGAGCAUCAACAACAGGCGACCGGCAGUCCCACCAGGAUCGGGAAGCAGGCGCAGUGAAGACCACGACGCGGACGACGAAGGGGACGGACACUUGGAGGACAAGAGCAACGGCGGCAAGAAGAGAAAAGGUCAGGACUCUGAAGACGAAGAGGAUGAUGACGAGGAGGAGGAGGAGCCUGCCUCCCGUGCAAGCUCUCCCCCCGUCAAAGAAGAACCCCAAGGCGGAGAGGCUUUUUUAGACAUGGAGAACAGCGUGGCCCGGGACUAUGUCAGCAAACAGGAGGAGGAAGAAGAGGAGGAGGAGGAGGCUGAGGAGGAGGCGGCGCAGGAGAACAAGUGUCGGCCCUCCUCGGCCGACCCGCAGCAGGAAGAGCGGCGGCGGCGCGAGCAGGAGGAGUCGGCCGCAGCCGCCGCGGCGGUGGAAACGGUCACGGCCAUGUCUGUUCCCUCGGAGCCCAUGGAGCUCCAGUCUCUGCACCCAGACGAUAAGGACGUCACGCUGCUGAUGGAGCCCCAGCACGCACAUCCGCACGCCCACCCCCACCAGCACUCGGACUUCAAAGAGGAGCUGGGCCACCAUCACCCACACCACCCCCAUCACCACUCCAACGAGCUGGACCUUGAGACCAUGCAGGCCGUCCAGUCCCUGACCCAGGGGGAAGCCCAGGACGAGGAGACGGAACCCCAGCCGCACCACGGCGCCUACCAGGACUGCGAGGAGACCCUGGCCGCCUGCCGCACCCUGCAGAGUUACAGCCACGCGGGGGAGGCCGAGGAGGAGGCUCUGGCCCUGGUGGAGGACUGCGGGGCCUCCCAGCACAGCAGCCCCCUUCCUAAUCCCCCGGUGCCGCCCCUGCCCAGUCAAUCCGUGCGCUCGGUGAACAGUCCCGGGUUGCCCUCGGGCAUCAUGGACGCGACACCGGCAGGGCAGAGGGGAGGGACGCCGGGCCCCACAGGGGCAGUGGGCAGCGGCGGAGGUGCCGGAGGCGGGUACACCCAGAUCACGCCAGAGCAUCCCAGUUCUCUGUCCGCCCCCUCCCAGCAGAGCAUGGAGACGUCGCCGAUGAUGGACGUGCCGUCCGUGUCGGACCACUCGCAGCAGGUGGUCGACAGCGGCUUCAGCGACCUGGGCAGCAUAGAGAGCACCACCGAGAACUACGACAACCCCAGCAGCUACGACUCGACCAUGGGCGGAGGGGGGAACGGAACCGGGAGCGGCGGGAACGGAGGGGGGAUGUCGGCCGCUGUCGUUGGCGGAGCGUCCACGGCUUCCUCGUCGUCAGCCUCGUCGUCUUCGAGCUCAGCCCCUCCGUCCUCGUCCCAGUCCAACAGCUGCUCCUUUGUGCCAGCCGCCAGCCUCACAUCUUCCACAGGAACAGGAGGAUCCCAACUAGCGAUGGGCAGCUGCAGCCUCAUCCAGCAAACGGGAUCGGGGCCCAACAGCGGACCCGGCGCCAGUAACGUAGGCGGCGCUGUGCCCCCCCCGCCACCGCCACAGCCGUCCAACACCCCCAGCUGUGGCAUUAAGUCACCUCAGAGCUGCGGUGUGAUCGAGAGGCCUCCCAGCACCAACCAGCAGCAGCAGCAGUCCCAAAAAAAGGUUCCUCAGCAGCAACAAGCCCCAAACCCCCAGCCUCCACCGUCGGCCCCACCCCCACCGCCGCAGCAGCAGCAGCAGCAGCAGGCCCUGUCGCAGUGUAGUAUGGGAAAUGGCUUCGCCUCCACACCCAUGAUCAUGGAGAUCCCUGAGAGUGGAGGCGGAGGAGGGGGCCGCACCCUGUAUGAGCGCAUGGGUCAGGACUUUGGCACAGGGGGCUACCCCCAGCCCUCGGCAACCUUCAGCCUGGCCAAACUCCAGCAGCUCACCAACACCAUCAUGGACCCCCAUGCCAUGCCCUACUCUCAUUCAGCCUCUGUCACCUCCUACGCCACCAGUGUUUCUCUCUCCAACCCCGGGCUGGCCCCUUCCCCCCACGCCCCCCUCUCUCAGGGCCAGCCCACUAUGACCCCGCCUCCUAACCUGAGCUCUGGCUCCAUGAACCUGGGCUCCCUGCAGCUGCAGUGCAACAUGCCCACCGCAAACAUCGGCCUGGGACCCCCGCCGCACACGCAGCGGCUACAGGGCCAGAUGGCGACGGUCAAAGGCCACAUAUCCAUCCGGUCCAAGGCCACCCAGCAGCUGGCCCCGGCCCCGCACCAGCAGCAGCUCUACGGCCGCAGCUCGGGGGCCGUGGCCAUGCAGGGCACGCCGCGCACCCUGGCCGUGCAGCGCGGCAUGAUGCCAAACCUCAUGCCCACGCCGGCGCCGUACAACUCCAUGAACAUGACGCCCCUCAACGCCAUGUCCGCUGGCUACCGAAUGCCCCAGCCCAUGAUGAACAGCGGUUACCACGGCAAUCCCCCUUACAUGAAUCAGCCAGCUCAGUACCCCAUGCAGAUGCAGAUGGGCAUGAUGGGAGGGCAGGGUUACCCGCAGCAGCCUAUGCAGCCCAAUCACCACGGCAACAUGAUGUACACUGGCCCCUCCCACCACAGCUACGCGGGUGUCCCCAAGCAGUCGCCGUACAUGAGCAGAUGAGCGGCCAAGAAAUGAGACUAGGAGACAUGAGGCCAGAGCCGAUACUCGCUGUACUCUAAAUGUCCAUUACUCCCGUGCACCCCCCCUCCAGCGCCACGGCAGGCGCCAGCGAGUGCAGGUGGUCGGAGACAGAGGGGUCUUUGGGUUUCCCGUUUUUCUACGUUGUCGUUUCGUCCCUUUUUGGUUUGGGCUCGUUUCUCCCC
Perca fluviatilis (European perch) is the source of this 8011-nucleotide messenger RNA. It is a transcript of the gene kat6a, whose product is annotated as K(lysine) acetyltransferase 6A. Gene Ontology annotation, biological process: nucleosome assembly; regulation of DNA-templated transcription. NCBI's taxonomy places the organism in Eukaryota, Metazoa, Chordata, Actinopteri, Perciformes, Percidae. The record is from RefSeq and is a predicted model, not a curated record. Gene Ontology annotation, cellular component: nucleosome; MOZ/MORF histone acetyltransferase complex. Gene Ontology annotation, molecular function: histone acetyltransferase activity; DNA binding.